Molecule: messenger RNA, 1727 nt
Organism: Schistosoma rodhaini
Lineage: Eukaryota; Metazoa; Platyhelminthes; Trematoda; Strigeidida; Schistosomatidae
Source: the annotation of a GenBank genome assembly
ACUCGAUAGGACGCCUUCCAUGACUGAUCUUAAGCAGUUGUCUGUUUUUCACUCCAUUCGUGCUUCCUAGUCUUAUAGAUCACUCUCAACACAGUCUCUUUUGUAGGGCAACGUGCAAGUGACAACUUACCUCUUACAACACGUGAAAUCACCAUCAUUAAGUCCUAUCUUCACCACCUAUCCAAAAUAAAUUUACAGGUCACAUAACUUACUUUCGUGCCUUAUCAGUGGCUUUGGUUUUUACAUGUUAUCUGUGGUCGAGCCUGCCUUUUUUAUUAUGAACUAUCGUCCAGAAGAACUCCGUCUCCAGCUUUCUUUUCUUUCAUAUUCUUUACGAAAAACUACUUGUGACUUUAAAGAAAUCCGAUAUUCAUAUUGGUGCGGCUGUGUUGCUGGGACUGCUGAAUAGUUGCUAUUAAUUACAAUGAAACAAUAUUGCUACACCGACUCAAGAAAGGAAAAUAGUCUAAAUCUCGACUUGUUCAUUUACCGACCACUGAUCAAAGAGACAUCAAAGCUUACAAUAAGGUUUGUUUAAUCGUCAUUUAAAUUCUCCAUAUAUUACAUGGAAAUACAAAAUGAAUGUGGUCAAGAAUUCACCGAGUAACACGGAAAAUUCUAACGAUGCUAUCGAUUGGGAUGAUAUGGUUAAUCAUCCAGCAUUUGGGGCAGAUAUUGAUCCCAAAGCAGGCUUACAUCCAGCUACUGAAGCUUUGCAAGCACUGAAAUAUGAGUCAGAAGAUCCAGAUGCUAAUGCUCGUAGUUAUAAAGAAGAAGGAAAUUAUUAUUAUAAGGGAAAAGAAUUUUCUAAAGCAAUAUUGUCUUAUACAGGUGGCCUACGUGCAAAGUCAUCAGAUCGUAAAUUAAAUGCAAUAUUGUAUACCAAUAGAGCAGUAUGUCACUUCUAUCUAAAGAAUUACCGAUCAUGUAUUCGUGAUUGUAAGUCUGCUGUUAGUUUGUCACCGUAUUAUAUUAAAGCUUAUGUAAAAGGAACCGAAGCUUGCCUGGCACUUUCAAAAGUUGAUGAAGCUUUAGAAUUGUCAUCAGCCGGCUUAAAUGUACUGCCUUCUUCUCCUGAAUUACUUGAAAUGCAGCAUAAAGUUCUUAAAAAGCAAAUGGAAUUAGAUAAGGAGGUUGAACGGCGAUCGAAAUUGGAUUGUAGAAAAGAAAAUGAUAUGAAUGCUGAAUAUGAGAUUUUAAGGUCACGUGGAAUUGAUGUUAAUCUCAAAUUAAAACCUAUUGAUAUGCCAGAAGUCAGUUGUUCCACAUUUUAUGUGGAUUCAUUGGGGAAAUUUCACUGGCCUAUUCUUUUUAUGUAUCCUGAAUUCGGACAAACUGAUUUCCUCCGUGAUGUAAUUGAAUCAAGCACGAUCAUUGAUUGUUUAAAGUUAGUUUUUGAUGUGAAUCAGCCUCCUCCGCCGUGGGACCCGAAGCGCCUAUACUCCCUUGAAGAUGAUGCUAUAGAGGUUUAUUUUGAACAUGAUAAAAUGAAAAAGUUUAUUCUUUGUUCACCGCAAUGUACAAUCAAAAAAUUAACUAAACAAAAUGGAUUUAGUGUCCGCAGAGAUCUACUUAUUAUUUUACAUGUGAUAUCUAAACGAUCAACACAUUUCUAUACUAGUUGGAGAGACGAGAAAAUUUAACUCUUUUGACUGUCUAGUUUUACGCGUUAUUUGUAUACAUCAUCCCUCUUUUUUAAAUACUGGAUAAAAUAAAACCCCAUUUGU